Blepharisma stoltei is the source of this 246-nucleotide messenger RNA. The record is from the annotation of a GenBank genome assembly. Lineage: Eukaryota; Ciliophora; Heterotrichea; Heterotrichida; Blepharismidae.
AUGGGUUUUGGUCAAAGUUUCAUGUCAUGCAGGAAUAAGUCAGCAUAUCAAAAAGAUCAUAGUAAACGAAGUCUGAAACUUAGGCAGGCCUGUCGAGACUAUGCGAAUACUUUUAAUACAAAAACUUCACUUUAUUUAUUAUGUGGAAUGAAAGAUCAAAGCAGUUUAUUUAUAUAUGAUACUGAGAGUGAUAGUAAAAAAACUCUAAUUUGAAAAAUUAUAGAGCACACACACUAUUAUAGGUAA